GGUCUGUGGUUUUCGGUUCCUCAGGGGAUCUCUCUUUACUGUACUGUUCUUUAGAGGGGUUUCUCUCAGUGCUCUUGCCGUCCUCCUGCUGUAGGUCUGCUGCUCUGCAUCCGGGGAAGUUCACAGGUGCCUGAGAUGCUCUAAUUUUGAUGCUGUUACUCCUGAUACCUGAGCCAAAGCAGUGAUGCUACCUGAAGGAAAUUUUGGCAACCCAUAAGUCACCACUUACCUAUUGUGAGCCAUGCCUUUAGUGAAGAGGAACAUCGAACCCCGGCACCUGUGCCGGGGCGCCCUGCCCGAAGGCAUUACCAGUGAACUUGAAUGUGUCACCAAUAGUACCCUUGCUGCUAUCAUUCGCCAGCUAAGCAGUCUGAGCAAACAUGCCGAAGACAUAUUUGGUGAGUUGUUCAAUGAGGCUAACAACUUUUACAUCAGAGCCAAUUCUCUUCAAGACAGAAUUGAUCGCCUUGCUGUCAAAGUUACCCAGCUGGAUUCAACAGUGGAAGAGGUGUCACUACAGGACAUCAACAUGAAAAAAGCUUUCAAAAGUUCCACAGUCCAAGACCAGCAGGUGGUUUCAAAGAACAGUAUUCCAAACCCGGUUGCUGACAUCUACAACCAGAGUGAUAAACCACCUCCCCUGAAUAUUCUCACACCGUACAGAGAUGAUAAAAAGGACGGGCUGAAGUUCUAUACUGAUCCUUCCUAUUUCUUUGACCUCUGGAAAGAAAAAAUGCUACAGGACACGGAAGAUAAGAGGAAAGAGAAAAGGCGUCAAAAGGAGCAAAAGCGUAUAGAUGGCACAACCCGUGAGGUGAAAAAGGUUAGAAAAGCCAGAAACAGGCGCCAGGAGUGGAAUAUGAUGGCAUAUGACAAAGAGCUUAGACCCGACAACAGGUUGUCUCAGAGUGUGUACCACGGAGCGUCUUCCGAGGGAUCUCUGUCCCCAGACACUAGGUCUCACGCGUCGGACGUCACAGAUUACUCCUACCCGGCCACUCCCAACCAUUCUGUGCACCCGCAGCCCGCCGCCCCUUCGUACGCGGUGGGCGACACGGCGCCUCUCGGGCCCGCGAACCAGGCCCCGGAGCAUGAGUACCGAGCGGCCGCCGCCUCGGCGAGGCACAUGGCGCUGAACCGACCGCAGCAGCCGCCCCCGCCGCCCCCGCCGCAGGCCGCGGAGGGGGCCCAGGCUUCUGCGCCCAUGGCUCCCGCGGACUACGGGAUGCUCCCCACCCAGACCAUGGACUAUUACAACCCCUCAGGACCGCCUCCUCCCCCCCCACCCCCCAUGAUUCCUUCAGCACAAACCGCUUUCGUUAGUCCCCUCCAGAUCCCCAUGCAGCCCGCUUUCCCAGCACCAGCUGGCUCCUCCCACACGGGCCCCCCUCACCCCACCCCCACUGGGCUGGUGGUCACAGCCCCUCCUCCUCCGGGCCCCCCACCUCCCCCUCCAGGCCCUCCUGGCCCAGGCUCUUCUCUCUCAUCCUCCCCCAUGCAUGGCCCCCCAGUCGCUGAGGCAAAGCGACAAGAAACUGCACAACCACCCAUAAGCGAUGCUCGGAGUGACCUCCUUGCUGCUAUUCGAAUGGGAAUUCAGCUGAAAAAGGUACAAGAGCAGCGUGAACAAGAGGCCAAGCGUGAGCCAGUUGGGAACGACGUGGCCACCAUCCUCUCCAGACGCAUUGCCGUGGAGUACAGUGAUUCUGACGAUGACUCGGAGUUUGAUGAAAAUGACUGGUCUGACUGAGGUGACAGGGCCGGUGGCCCACCAGGAGCCGUGUGUUGAAAGUGUAUGGAAAAUUUUAAGUGGUCUCGACACCCAAAUAGUCGUAUUAUAAUCCUGUAGCUUAGCAACUUUUGUAUUAAUAAUGUGACAUUGCUUUUGCACAUCCAAAAAUUCUGGGUUUUUUCAGUAUUUCCUGUGUAAUACUUAAGUGCCACUAAACAUAGCUGCACAUGGGGAAUAUGCUGUAUCUAUUGCAUUGUCCUAAAACAGCAUUUUGCUUCCUUUUUCUUGGCCAUGAAAGUGUUUAGUGCAGUCUGGGUUUACUCGUUCGUACCGAUCCUUAUAAUUCUGCAGAUUUGCCGUGUGUUUGUGUAAGCGGCUUGGUUUUAGGCCUUUGCAAGAUUAAUGACUGUGUGUCAGAGUGAUGUCUUCCAAUCAGUAAGUAAGUGAUACUGUUUCAACUUCUUUUGUGUGUGUUUCAGAAGUUGGUUCUAAACAGACCGCUUUAACGAGUAAGGAGAAUCGCGCUUCUGCUUUCAUUUUCUUGGCGUGGUUGCCUCUGUGAAUCUGAAUGUCCUGUUGAAUAAUUUCAUUGCCUUUGCACGCUCUUGUGAAAUGUGAAAUUGAAAGGGCCCUUUUCAGGCAGAAUUCGCAGCAGGCGUUCACUUAGUCAGUGCUUGCUGAUGACUUUUGUAGGAGGUAAGCAGCUCAGCAGUAAUGAAAAUGAAGACCAGGGUCCUUUUCCCUUUCGGGGCCAUUGGGGAUGACCCCCCAAACACUCGCCAGCCCUUCAGCUUGGGCACCAGCCAGGCAGAACAGACAUGCGCAGUCUGGGAGCUGCAGGGCCGGGCUGGGCAGACCUGCCGAGUGUCAGCCCUCGAGGGAAGGAGGCCUGUGCGUUGGUUUCCCGGGAGCCAUGUCCUGAGCAAGGCCGGUGGGGGGGGUCUUAGGUCCCCGGCGUCCCACAGAAAGUGCCCCCGAUGGCGCCCACUCCAGCUGGUCCGAACUCCAGCAGCCUGGUAUACACGUGUGUGGACGCUGCCAGCUGUUUGCUUUUCCUGGUGCUGUGGCCAGAUUAGGGACCCAUCACUGAGGAGGGCCUUCGCUCUAUCCUAGAAGCACACAGUUCUCUUCUCACAUUGUCGUCAGCACAUUAAAUUUUAAAAAGCACCUCAGAUGAGAUCAGACCUGUAGCUAUAGCAGAUUGUGUUCCCUCACCUCUGCCCUUCCUGUUGUCCUUCCCACAUGGCAACAUGAGAUACCCCAGGGGUCAUAUUCCUGGUGAAGGCAAACCGUGGGGAAUCUCGUGAAUGAGAGCUUCUGUUUUGUAAUUGGGGAUGAAGGAUAACUGCUUAUAUGGAAUGAACAAACAACCCAGGCUUUGCUUAUAGAUAGGACUUCGCAGAUACACUAAGACACUUUACUUACUAAGGAGUUUGUACGUAGGUCCAGCAUUUCAAACAGAUGGCAGGUACUAGUGACGCUCAGUCAUGAUGCAAGAAUCACACAUUAAAUCACCUUUAGCUAAAGACAGAGUUGUUUGGUUUGAUGGUGGGAAUGUAAACAGGACUUACUGGAGUUUUGUUCAUGAGUUCACCUGAGGAAAUCAGCCGGCCCUCAACAUCACGUCCGUGUGUCCCUGAGUGGCCACUUGCUUGGUUCGGAUAAAGCCUGUAUAUUGGGUUUUAGUCCCAUCGAUGCUGAAACUCUGAAAAGCCUCCUGUCUGCAUCCCAGUUCCAGGACCAUGCUUAUAGCAGGUUGUCACGUCUUUUCAGCUCUUCUGGCUGUUUUGGCGUGUGCUUCUUGGGUAUCUGUUUCUUGGAACCAGUCACCAUUUGGCUGUCACCAUAAUUUUGUUCAAUAUAAGUAACAGUUAUUAAUGAACUUUUAAACUUUAAUUUCUCUCUCUCUUUUUGUUUUCCCAAUGUAGAAGCCUACUCUGUUGGCAUUAUUCUUGGGACUUUUACCAUUUUUCAGUCUUAUUUUGUCUUGAUAACAGUAUUUUGUCUUUAUUACAAUAUUUUGUCUUUAUUGUUACUUUUGGGUUAGGAGUUACUGUAUAAUUCUAGAACAUUUUUGGUGAUGCUUCAUUGUUUCUUAUGUCCCUUCUGUUCUCAGGAUGGAGAGAACACAUAAAGCUACUAUCCAUGUCAGGAUUUCUUCUAUUUAUAUCUUAUUACCAUAAAAUCAGUGGCACUUUAUUCAUAAAUAUUCAUAAGCCUAUUAGUUAUUAGUUGUCUUCCUGUAGUUUAAUCAACAAGUUAUUUUCAACUUGAUUUUCUGACUAGUGAAAAAGCUUUUGCCCUGAUGCGUUAUGUAGCCUGUAAAAGAGUAGAAAAAGGACUAAAAUCCAAUUUAGAUUAUUUUUGCAGUAUUUUUCUCGGCAAAUUUGAUUUAUUCAAAAAUUUUAAUCGACUUUUUCUAAUAUGGUAUUAUAUAAAAAGGAAAAUGUGAGUAUUUUAAAUUUUCAGUUUUCAUUUUCAAAAGUAUUUACCAAAACAAAUGGAGUAAAACAUUUAAAAGCAUAUUUCAUAUCUAUGAAUUUUACCUUUUAAAAUACUUAUAUAUUGCAAGGUUAUUUUAAAUUAUCCUCAGUCUUCUCCCCUGUGUGUAUUUUAGUUUAAUUUCUUAUAAGUCUUUUUCUCACAUCAUAGGUGAGCAGAGGGGAUGAGAAGGUCAUACCACACAUUAGCAACCCAAGCAUGAUGUGGUUGAUUUUCUAUUGUUAGCCCCAAUCCAAACCAUGAGAUUUGGUACUUACAUUGUUUUCUUUAGUAAAAGUAUACUGUUAAGAGAAUUAACAUUUUCAUUUCAGUAAAUUUUUAGAAUAUCCAGAUCUCUUCAGAGCACCAAGUGGCUAGGUUGUGAAAGUUUUGUAAUAAUUUGCAACUGAAACACCUGACACAUCCUAAUCCAUUAAAGACUAGUGGGAAUGUAUCAGCCAGAGUAGCAAGUACCUUUUGUUUUCUAAAUCAGAGUAUCUGUCAUCUUGCAGUAUUACCAAUGCUGUUGUAAAUUGAAUUUAAAGUGGUAUUAAAACACCUGUUAAACAAUUUUUAUCUGUUUGUAUAUCUUACUAUAGAUUAUGUACAAGUAACAUCUAAAUAAAAUUACACUUUUA
Molecule: messenger RNA, 4851 nt
Organism: Rhinolophus ferrumequinum (greater horseshoe bat)
Lineage: Eukaryota; Metazoa; Chordata; Mammalia; Chiroptera; Rhinolophidae
Gene: WASF3
Product: WASP family member 3
Exons: 10
Coding region: 242-1750 (502 amino acids)
Biological process (GO): actin cytoskeleton organization; positive regulation of Arp2/3 complex-mediated actin nucleation
Cellular component (GO): cytoskeleton; SCAR complex
Molecular function (GO): actin binding; Arp2/3 complex binding; protein kinase A regulatory subunit binding
Source: RefSeq, a predicted model, not a curated record